This is a messenger RNA of Ogataea angusta, 1155 nucleotides long. RefSeq lists its product as uncharacterized. Bases 1 to 1155 code for a protein of 384 amino acids. Lineage: Eukaryota; Fungi; Ascomycota; Pichiomycetes; Pichiales; Pichiaceae. Gene Ontology annotation, biological process: proton transmembrane transport. The record is from RefSeq and is a predicted model, not a curated record. The transcript has a single exon. Gene Ontology annotation, cellular component: vacuolar proton-transporting V-type ATPase, V1 domain. Gene Ontology annotation, molecular function: proton-transporting ATPase activity, rotational mechanism.
AUGGACGCCAAUUACCUGCUAAUUUCCCUUCCCAAGAGCACGUCGACGGACAAAAACUCGCUCAAGGACUGGCUGCAGACACACAUCAACGGUGGCAGCGUCGAGCUGUUCGAAUACCAGCUUCCAGGCUUCAAAGUGGGCACUCUCGACUCGCUGGUGCUCCAGAGCGAGGAGCUUGGUAGAAUCGACCAGCAGCUGUACGGUUCGAUUGGCAAAGUGCAGGACAUCAUGGCAGGCAUCCACGGCGAGGGCGACGCCACGCUUGUGGCCAAACAGAAGAUCGACGGCAAAACCGUGAACCAGUAUUUGGAGUCCUUCCGCUGGAACACCUCGAGAUAUAGACUGGAUAAACCCAUCGAGGAGCUCAUCAACUUGAUCUCGAACGAGGCGCUGAACGUGGACAACGACCUGAGGUCGUCCUACGCUAAUUACAACCAAGCCAGGUCGAAUCUCGUGGCCGCUCAGCGGAAACAGACCGGAGACCUGUCUGUCAAGUCGCUGCAUGACAUUGUGCGUGCGGAACAUUUCGUGCUGGACUCCGAACACCUCCAGACGGUGCUGCUGGCCGUGCCAAAGAGUCUCAAGGACGACUUUCUCAACCAGUACGAGACUUUGGUGGAGUUUGUUGUUCCUCGGUCUGCACAGCAAAUAGCCCAGGACGCAGAGUACUACCUCUAUUCCGUCACACUGUUCAAAAAAUACGUGCCCGCCUUCCUGUCCAAGGCCAGAGACGCCAAAUGGGUGCCUAGAGACUUCGACUACUCCGAGGAGGUGAUGGCAAAAAUGAGAAACGAGUACCAGGAAGCGUCCAAGGAAGAACACACGCUCAAGAACGACCUGCUCAGACUCUCAAAAAGCGCAUACUCCGAAAUCGUCUCGUCGUGGACACACAUCAAGAUCCUCAGAACCUUCGUCGAGAGCGUCCUCAGAUACGGCCUGCCCCCAGACUUCUACUCGUUCCUGCUGAGACUGCCGGCAAAGGCCAUUUCGAAGUCCAAGCGCGAACUCAUCCAGAGAUUCGGCUACCUCGGCGGCAACGCGUUUGCCAAGGACAAGAAGGGCAAUCUCGUUGCCGACGCGGGACUCCACGAGUACGCCUCGCUUGUUGACCAGGACUACGAGCCGUUCGUUCUGUACGAGAUCAGCUUGAGCUAG